AUGCUGCCCGCCGCGACCGACGACAUCAUCUACGGCGGCGACGGUGGACGAGGAGCCGACUCGAGCGACAGCGGCAGCGCCACGCCCAAGUGGACCUACGGCGUCGUCGUCGUGCUCGUCGUACUCGGCCUGGGCGCAAUCGGGCUCGCGCUGGCGGUCGUGUGGAGGAAACGGCGAGCACGAGCGUUCCAGCGCAUCCGAGCCGACCCGGACGACAACGAGCAAGCCCGCGACCGCGCCUUCUCCUCCGCCUACCCUCCCUCGACGUUCGUCUUCGUCAACUCGCCAGCGCGCUCAGCCACCUACGACGAGCUGCGACACCUGCCCACCAUUCCCUACGCCACCGCAGACGAGCCCGCCUCCCCGGGCUACUCGUCGACCAUCCCGCAGGGCCACUCGGCCGGCAGCGCGCUUCCCUCCAUCGACCGCCCCGCGACCGUCUCGCUCCGCGCGCCCGACUCGCCGACCCCAUACCGCAACACUCGUCGAGGAGCGGGCUUGACGCUCGAGCCGCAGUCGCUCGUGUCGGCGGCGGAGGAGGCGGCGCAGGACGGCAGCUCCGGGCUCGCGCAGGUUCCCGAGCGGGCGCCUUCCCUCCCACCGCCGCCGUACAGCCCGAGCGUCAUCGGCGUCGGAGUGUGUCUGAGCCCUCGUCGAGCGGAGGGGUGA
Messenger RNA from Rhodotorula graminis WP1, 669 nucleotides. RefSeq lists its product as uncharacterized. The transcript has 2 exons. The record is from RefSeq and is a predicted model, not a curated record. The coding region runs from base 1 to 669 and encodes 222 amino acids. Lineage: Eukaryota; Fungi; Basidiomycota; Microbotryomycetes; Sporidiobolales; Sporidiobolaceae.